GCCAGAGACGAUAGCCACUCCUCUGACCACACAGUCAAACCACACUUGCACUGACACACAGAGAGCAAGGUGUGUGUGUGUGUGUGGCCGGCAGCGCACAUACUUCAGCAGCAGGUCGGACAAAUCCUGCAGCAUUUUGGAUUUAUUUUUUAAUACAUUUUUUUUAUAUUUAAAACACCGCCAUUAUGUUGUGGACAGCGAGUCAAGUCUUAAGGAGAUUCUCCACCUCGUCCAAUUACUACCAGAAUAAGCUUAAGCUAGCUAUAAUUGGCCAGAGCCUGUUCGGCCAAGAGGUGUACAGCAAUCUGAGGAAGCAAGGGCACAAGGUGGUGGGUGUGUUCACGGUCCCCGACAAGGAUGGCAAGGCCGACCCCCUGGCGGUGGCGGCGGAGAAGGACGGGACGCCGGUGUUCAAGUUCCCACGGUGGCGGAUCAAGGGGAAGCCAAUCCCGGAGGUGGUUGAUGCCUACAAGGCGGUGGGCGCCGAGCUCAACGUCAUGCCCUUCUGCUCCCAGUUCAUCCCCAUGAACAUCAUCGACAACCCCAAGCACGGCUCCAUCAUCUACCACCCCUCCAUCCUGCCCCUGCAUAGAGGAGCCUCGGCCAUCAACUGGACCCUGAUCCACGGGGAUAAGAAAGCUGGCUUCACAGUGUUCUGGGCUGAUGAUGGACUGGACACCGGACCAAUCCUGCUGCAGAGGGAGUGUGCUGUGGAGCCCAACGACACUGUGGACACGCUCUACAACCGCUUCCUCUUCCCAGAGGGCAUCAAGGCUAUGGUGGAGUCUGUGCAGCUCAUUGCUGAUGGAAAGGCCCCUCGUAUUCCCCAGACAGAGGAAGGAGCAAGCUAUGAAGGCAUUCAGAAGAAAUCCAACGCCAAGGUCAACUUGGUCCAGCCAGCUGAUUCCAUCCACAACUGGAUCCGCGGCCAUGACAAAGUCCCCGGUGCAUCGACUGUCAUCGAUGGUCAGUCUGUGACCCUGUAUGGUUCAUCCAUGUUGGGGGGGUCGGUACCAGCCGGCCAGCCCCUGGAGAUCGAGGGGGCGUCCCAGCCCGGCCUGAUCACCAAGAACGGGCUUGUGCUCUAUGGAACCGAUGGGAAAGCUCUCCUGGUGAAGAACCUGCAGUUUGAAGAUGGGAAGAUGAUCCCUGCUUCUAAAUACUUCUCCACUGGGGAAAGCUCCAGUGUGGAGCUGACUGAUGAUGAGAAGAAGAUAUCAGAGGAGAUCAGGACCAUCUGGAAGGGCAUCCUCAGCAAUGUCCAAGCCAUUGAGGACACCACGGACUUCUUCAAAUCCGGAGCCGCCUCCAUGGAUGUGGUCAGGCUGGUGGAGGAGGUGAAGCAGAGGUGUGCCGGCAUCCAGCUGCAGAGCGAAGACGUGUACAUGGCCACUACCUUCCAGGACUUCAUCCAAAUGUUUGUCCGCAAGCUGAGAGGAGAGGACCAGGAGGAAGAGCUGGUCAUUGACUAUGCAAUCAAAGACGUCAACAACAUGACAUUGAAGAUGCCAAACCAGUGUUUUCUCAACGGCAAGUUUGAGGAUGCAGAAAAUGGCAAGGUCUACGAUACCAUCAACCCUACGGAUGGAUCAGUGAUCUGUAAGGUGUCCUACGCCUCAGUGGGGGAUGUGGACCGGGCUGUGGCAGCUGCCAAAGAAGCUUUUUAUAACGGACCCUGGGGCAGGAUGAACCCUAGAGACAGAGGAAGCCUGCUUUUCAAGCUUGCAGACCUGAUGGAGGAACACCAGGAGGAGCUGGCCACCAUCGAGUCCAUCGACUCGGGAGCUGUGUACACGCUGGCCCUCAAGACACACGUAGGCAUGUCCAUCCAGACCUUCCGAUACUUUGCCGGCUGGUGUGACAAGAUCCACGGCAAGACGAUCCCCAUCAACCAGGCCAGGCCCAAUCGCAAUCUGACCUUUACUAAGAGAGAACCUCUGGGUGUGUGUGCCAUAAUCAUCCCAUGGAACUAUCCUCUCAUGAUGCUGGCGUGGAAGAGUGCCGCCUGCCUCGCAGCUGGGAACACGCUUGUUCUUAAACCCGCGCAGGUCACUCCAUUGACGGCACUAAAGUUCGCUGAGCUGUCAGUGAAAGCUGGCAUUCCAAAAGGAGUCAUUAACAUUUUGCCUGGCUCAGGUGGUAUGGUGGGACAGCGUUUGUCCGACCACCCAGACGUCCGCAAGCUGGGCUUCACUGGCUCCACGCCUAUCGGCAAACAGAUCAUGAAGAGCUGUGCGCUCAGUAACCUGAAGAAGGUUUCUCUGGAGCUGGGAGGGAAGUCGCCUCUCAUCAUCUUCAGUGACUGUGACAUGGACAAGGCUGUUCGCAUGGGCAUGAGCUCUGUGUAUUUCAACAAGGGGGAGAACUGCAUUGCUGCUGGACGUCUGUUUGUGGAGGAGUCCAUUCAUGAUGAGUUCAUCACCCGAGUGGUGGAAGAGCUCAAGAAGAUGAAGAUCGGAGACCCACUGGAUCGCUCGACGGACCACGGCCCACAGAAUCACAAGGCCCACAUGGACAAGCUGCUGGAGUACUGUGAGGUCGGCUUGAAGGAGGGAGCUACGCUGGUGUACGGUGGCAAGCAGGUGGACAGGCCAGGUUUUUUCAUGGAGCCCACUGUGUUCACUGGUGUGGAGGACCACAUGUUCAUCGCCAAAGAGGAGUCCUUCGGCCCCAUCAUGGUGGUGUCCAAAUUCAAAGAUGGCGAUGUGGACGGCGUGCUGCAGAGAGCCAACGACACAGAGUACGGCCUGGCUUCGGGCGUGUUCACCCGCGACAUCAACAAGGCCAUGUACGUGAGCGAGCGGCUGGACGCUGGAACGGUUUUCGUCAACACCUACAAUAAGACCGACGUGGCUUCACCUUUCGGAGGCUUUAAACAGUCCGGCUUCGGCAAAGACCUCGGGGAGGAUGCUCUCUUGGAAUACCUCAAGACCAAAGCAGUGACUGUGGAGUACUGAGGCACAGACUCUCCUAACAAACUCUGACCCACAUCUGAAAAGGAAGGGACUCGUCAGCCUGCUUCAGUCAGACAUCCAGCUUCAUUUAGCAUUGCUUCUGGACUGUGUGUGUGCGUGUGUGUGUGUGUGUGUGUGUGUGAGAGUGUGAGCGUGCAUACUAUGUGAAUGAGAGGAGAGCCACAGUUUGGACAACGCGCCUGUCUUUUCUUGGCUUUCUUUUUUCUUCAUGGACAAGGGACAUGGGUGGUUUAAGUGCGUCUGUAUAGCUACACAUAAAGCCCGAAGUUGGACGCCUGAUGGGAGCCGAGCUAGUUCUGACUGUUUUUCGAGGUUACGGUUUCAUAGAAGUGUGUUUUACGUUAAAACACCAUUUUCAACCUAAAACCUGUUUUCCCAUUCAAUAAUGUUAAUCAGAAAUCAUUUUAUAUCUCAUUCAUUUGUAAUGCUGCCGUCAUCAUUCCUUUAACAUCUCUUUGUUAACUCUUUGACAGCUUUUGGGCCGUACAUAAGCAAACACACAAAGCUCUUAGUUUAUGGAUGACUGGUGUGCACAUGAAUGUGAAUGCUGAAGCUUGUGUUCAGAUGCUUUUUGGGUCGGAGUAACCAGUGUCCUGUCUGACAGGACUAAACUGGAGCGCUGCAUCGGGUUAGCAAAUAUAAGUAUUGUGUCAUUGAUAUGAUGGGAAAACAGGAUUCAGGUUUAAAAAGCUUGAAUCAUUAAUCCACAUAAAAGCAGUUUAAGAAAAUAAUCCAUUUACCAGGUUGUUUUCAAAGCUUAGUGUUUUUCAUCAGCGGAUUUAGGCGGAGUUUAAGAGUAACUUAACACAGUCACAUACUGGGUGAGGUCAGAAGUGUGCACCUGCACCCUACAGUGAUGUCACAGCGUACUGACACACCCUGCAGUGCACUUCUACAUCACUGCAGCACGGGGGAGACGUUAAACCUUAUGAAAUGAGCAACAACAAGAUUUUCAGGGGGUGUUACUGUCUAAUGAUAUUUUGUUAGACUUCUAUUUCCAAGGUAAAAGAUUUCACUUUCACACUCGCAUUAAAAGCUAACUGAUAGCAGGGAAAGAAGGGAUUUUUGACACAGUUUUAUUCUUAUUAAAGUAUUAAUGAGUCUUAUUGAGAACUUAAAGUCUUAAUAAGAACUGACUUCACAGCCAAAUGCAAGUUUAUAAAAAACGCACUUUUAGAAUGAUUUCCUUCUUGUUGGGUAGAUUUUAGUUUGUGCACUAUACAAAUCACAAACUUGGUUCCAACAGGUAAAACAUUACAGUUAACAUGAGGUCACUGUUAUAUUUUUACAAUUAGCAAUUGGCACACAACUGUGACAACCAGUGUUGUCUUUAUUGAGCUGCUUCACACUAUCAAUAGUUACAUAUUUAAGAUAUGUCGUGAUGAAAUCAUGUUUAAAAGAAAAACAUUUGUUGUAAAAAGAGUUUGUUUCUUGCAUUAAAAUGGUUGUUUGGCAGACGGCAUCUGUCAAUGCUGCAACAAAGAGCAGCUUAGCAUUACCACAUGAUGACAAUGUAACGUUGACAAAAAAUAGCAACAUAAAUGGUUAACUGUGGUGGAUUAACUGGUGUUUUAAAUUCUGUUAUAAAUGCUUUGUCUUUAUUUCUAAUCUGAAUUUUGGCUCAGAAUUUAAGGUUUUUUUAUCAGUAAUUUAUUGUCACUAUGGCAGCCAUUUUUAUUCUAUCUCCACCAGACACACACACACACACACACACAGUUGUUUACAUCAUGUCCUUGCAGCUGUCUGUUCCCACAUUACUUUUAGACAUUCACUCUCUUCCUUUUGUUAAAUUUGACUUUUUUUGUAAAUAUUUUUUAACAAUAGAGGGAAAAUGACUAUUUGAUAUAUUUUUGUCGGACAGAGGAUGACUGUAUGUUACAAGCAACACAUGUUAUAAAGACACACCAGCUAGAUGUUUUUAUGCAUAAUGUGAAGAAGUUAUGAAGUUAGUUUUCUAUCUGUCCCAUAUUAUCAGUAAAGGCAGGAAGGGCUAAGAAGCAAGUGUUUUUAUCUCAACCUUUGUGAAAAAGAAAAAUUCAUCCCCAUCAAUAUGUCUUCAGACAGUGAUGUCAUACGAUGAUAAAUAAACUUUGAUUUGA
Cottoperca gobio is the source of this 5074-nucleotide messenger RNA. RefSeq names its product aldehyde dehydrogenase 1 family, member L2 (gene aldh1l2). The transcript has 23 exons. Bases 186 to 2957 code for a protein of 923 amino acids. Gene Ontology annotation, cellular component: cytoplasm. NCBI's taxonomy places the organism in Eukaryota, Metazoa, Chordata, Actinopteri, Perciformes, Bovichtidae. Gene Ontology annotation, biological process: 10-formyltetrahydrofolate catabolic process; biosynthetic process; one-carbon metabolic process. Gene Ontology annotation, molecular function: formyltetrahydrofolate dehydrogenase activity; oxidoreductase activity, acting on the aldehyde or oxo group of donors, NAD or NADP as acceptor. The record is from RefSeq and is a predicted model, not a curated record.